AAGUAGUACACAAAAGUAGGAGGCGGAGCUUCCCAGGUUGGAUUACUGUCUGUUUCCCACUCUCCAAGGCUACUAUUUCCUGGAUUUGAAAAUAGCGUAGUGUGACAACUAAGCCCAUUGAAUGACUUGUCUGUCUAAAAGAGGCUCUCCUAAUCUCGACUGGGAACAGAGCAGUUGGGUAAUCAGCGAUUCUUUCUCGCUUCUUCACAGCAGUGAAAUGUGGCUCGUGGUCGUCUCCGUCCCGCUGCUCCCGGCGCUCCUCAUGGUGUCCAGUCGUUUCCGUGUCAAAGUUUCCACGCUGUGCCAUCAAGCUGCGGCGUGGGCGCUGAGGCUGCUGCGAGGAAAAGUGUGCGUAAGGAGCGCUCAUGCUUUUGUGUUCUCCAACUGUACCCACGGGAAGGCCGACAGCGUCAUGGCGACCUUUGAACUUUACGCUGACACAAACCCGUCCCUCUGCAUCAGCCCCUCGACUGGUGAAGCAGUGGCUGAGGUGGUGAGGCGUGUCAGCCCCUACCAGGUGCUGGAGUUGGGGAUGCACUGUGGCUACUCCUCUGUCCUCCUGCUGCGUCUGCUGCCCCCUGCUGGCAGGCUGAUCACAGUGGAGCUGGACCCCCUCACAGCAGAGCUCGGGGAGGAGAUCAUACUUGUAGCUGGCUUCAAGCACACCCAGUUCCAGGUGUUGACUUCUAGCUCAGCUGACGCCAUCCCAACGUUGCGCCCCUUUCUCGAGCUCGGUGAAAGGACCAGUGAGGGGCUCGAUCUGGUUCUGAUGGACCAUGACCCCCAGCAGUACCUCUCAGACCUGCUGGCUCUGGAGAGAGAGGCGCUCCUCCGACCCUCCGGCUGCUCCGUGCUCCUGAUCCACAGGAACCAGAGAGCUGAAGACGUCAGAGGAAUCCUGGAUCAGAUCAGAACGAGGGCCGACCACUACUGCAUCAAGUCCGAGCUUCAGUGCAUGACUGAACUCUUCUAUCGAAGGGAAACACAAGGACAGACAGGUGAUAGACGUGGAGCGGGCUUUCAGUUUGUGAGUGUGUGUGUGUGUGUGUGUGUGUGUGUGUGCAUUAGAACAAAAGAGUGUUAAUAUUACUUGUGUGUUAAAGAUUUUGUGGAUAAAAAUAAGUGCUAAAUAAAAUAUUUUCUACAGCUCACACUGUUUUCCAUUAAAAAAACCUCACUUGGUCGACUUCUUGGACCAACAUAAUUCAAACUUUUUAUCUUUGACUAAGCCAAAUGUUUGCUGUACAUAUUAUCAUAUUAUGAAAGAAGGGGUACGUUAAAAUAUCGGUAUAUAAAACAGGAUUUAUGGCAUAAAUUACCCUAAAUUAUUUUAGAUAUGAUACCACCUAUUAAAACAAAAAUCGGAAAAAUAAACUUUUCAUAUUUGCAUUUCUGAGGAAGCCUGGACUAAAUACUGUGGAUUUCAGCAGAACAUGACAAGCUCGACCUCAUAAAUGUAUUUAUUAUAAGGCUGUACGGGACAGAGUUGGAGUUUGGAUGUUCUCCCUGUGCAUGUGUGGGUUCUCUCCGGGCUCUCCGGCUUCCUCCCACAGUCCAAACACAUGCUCAUUAGGUUAAUUUGUCACUUUAAAUUACCUUUAGGUGUGAAUGUGAGUGUGUCUGUAUGUCAGACCUGUGAUUGGCUGGUGAACAGUCCAGGGUGUAACACCCCUCUCGCCCAGUGACAGCUAGGAUCAGCUCCAGCACCCUCACGACCCUGAAAAGGAAAAGCGGUCUAGAUAAUGAAUGGAUAAUAAUAAAAAUAAUAAUAUUUAAGAAGUCUUAUUAGAUUUGCUCUUAACAAUUUAUUUCUGAAAUUAAAACAUCAUCUGACAUAUAUAAUAAUAUUAAUAGUAGACGGCACAUAUGGCCAAAAUUUACAAACAAAAACUAUCAAACAGAAUGACAAUAAAAAUACUCCCUACCUUUGUUACACAAAGAAAAAAAAUAGCUGCAGUGCUCGGAGUCACCACUAGAUGCUGCUCUCUUCAUGUUAAAGUAAUGGGAACUCGUGCUUUGUGCUGGUGUUUAAAACGGGACCUUUAAUGGGAAAUGCCACUUCCUUCUGUCCAAACAAGCUCAUUGAAGUCAGUAUUUUUUUAAACAUUGAGUGUGUGAUGUAUGUGUCUGGAUUUAUUCAGGAUGAGGUGUGACAGCAGCCCGGUCUUGUCCCGCCCUUCCUCUUGAGCAUGCUGUGAUAUUUACUCUCAGGCCUCAGAGUCAAUGUUUACAUUUAAAAAAACACAAAGCUUUGAAGAGGAAUACACUUUCAGUCCCUCCUGCAGACUCUUUAAAAACACAUCAGUAUUCCACCCCUAACUGGACGUAAUGAAUGUCUUAGAUUCCCAGCAAGCACUGCAUCUGAAAUGAGGAAGAUCGGUGUCGUCUGGCGGGUGAAACUGGGAUGGAGUUUUUCUGAAUUUGCCUCUAAUGGCACUGCUGAGGCUUUCAGAGCAGCUGGAGAGCCAUUACAUGGUUUAGAGACAAUUUAGUGCAACAUUUAAAUAAAUAAUAUCUGUGCAAAAACACGAUUUAAUGAAAUGCAAUAUUUCCAGGAGCCCGGGGGUGGGGGGAAGGGGGUCGAGACUGGAGUUCCCAAAUGUUACACAACAGGGCGAUAAAUGUUGUAAUAAGGAAUUUAAUUCAAAGUUAGAGAGCUCACUGCAGAGAAGGAGAACAGGGGAAGUGGUGUAAAAAAAUCUAUGAAUUAGACAUGGAGGUUAGGUAACACUAUGGUCACAGAUGAAGACUUUGUGAAUCCAUCUGGUUUAACAGUUCACUCUCCACGGAGGAGAAAAAAACAGCAACAGAGCUGCAAAAAAUCAGAGCAACUGCAUGAAUACUUCAUAAUCCUCGAUCAUUAGUUGCCCAGCAGGAGAAGUGGUGAUUGCAUUUUCUGAAUUUAUUGAGCAAAGGUUACAGUACGGGCAUUCAAUAUGUGUGAUUUCUCAAUGAUUUUAUAAACUACUUAUUCGUCAGUAACUUUUCUGCACUCUUGUAAAGCACUUUGAACUGCAAUUUAAUUUAUCUGAAAGGUGCUA
Labrus bergylta (ballan wrasse) is the source of this 3041-nucleotide messenger RNA. The record is from RefSeq and is a predicted model, not a curated record. NCBI's taxonomy places the organism in Eukaryota, Metazoa, Chordata, Actinopteri, Labriformes, Labridae.